AUGAAUAAAGGAAAAGAGACUAUAGAACCAGAAUUUAAUAAAUUAAAUGAUUUGUUAAACAUUAAACACGAAAUUGUUUUUAUUGUAAGAAACCAUAUGCAUAUACCGAAAAAUUAUGGUGUUCCUUGUUGCAUAUUAGAAGGAUGGACUAGUGGAAAUGAUGAUAUUGAUAAAUUUAUUAAAAAUACAAUUUAUGAUGUAAGAAAUAGUGUAAGUGUUAAUUAUAAAUUAAUUGAAUGGGUACAAUUUGAUAGAUUUGAAGAUAUCAAACAAAUUGGUGAAGGUGGAUUCACUAAAGUAUAUUCUGCAACAUGGAUAGAUGAUAAAACAUAUUAUGAGGAACAGAAUGAUGGAAGAUGA
This is a messenger RNA of Rhizophagus irregularis DAOM 181602=DAOM 197198, 360 nucleotides long. NCBI's taxonomy places the organism in Eukaryota, Fungi, Glomeromycota, Glomeromycetes, Glomerales, Glomeraceae. The record is from RefSeq and is a predicted model, not a curated record.